Cladocopium goreaui is the source of this 422-nucleotide messenger RNA. The record is from the annotation of a GenBank genome assembly. NCBI's taxonomy places the organism in Eukaryota, Dinophyceae, Suessiales, Symbiodiniaceae.
GCGCUACCUGACGGCUCUCCAACAGUCCUUCCAGGAGGAGCCAGAUCCGUUGCCCAGCUCUGCAACUUGGGUGUUGCAGCGCGGUGCAGAGCUGCAAACGGCGUUGGAAACAGAACAGCAGAAAUUGAUGCUUCACAGGGACUUCCAUGCGAAACGCCAGAGAAGACAUGAGGAGCUUGAGGAGCUUCACGUCGCACAGGCAAAGUCCGUGGAAGCCGAAAUCAAAAGCCUGGAGGAUUGUGGAGCCCCUCGCAACCAAUGGAAGGCGGAAGUUCAUGCUCUUCAAGACGCGGAGUUGGUUUUUGCUGGGGAACCUUUGGUGGCACCACCGCACAUGCGCGGUGCGCGCGGUGCCAAGCUCUCCGCCAUGGAGGAAGCCGCCGAAGCUCUGGGGAUCGCGGUCAAUUGAUCGGCCCGAAAAA